This is a messenger RNA of Amaranthus tricolor (Joseph's coat), 2355 nucleotides long. Its product is annotated as serine/threonine-protein phosphatase 7 long form homolog. Lineage: Eukaryota; Viridiplantae; Streptophyta; Magnoliopsida; Caryophyllales; Amaranthaceae. Gene Ontology annotation, molecular function: zinc ion binding. The record is from RefSeq and is a predicted model, not a curated record. The transcript has 6 exons. Gene Ontology annotation, biological process: meristem maintenance; meristem development. Bases 974 to 2173 code for a protein of 399 amino acids.
UUCCUUUUGAAUCGGAGUGUGAAAAAAUAUGGUUGUGUACUUGGAAAGAUUGAAAUAAAUAAGAUUAUUUAGCAUUUUAAUUCCAGGUAUAAGAUUGGGAUAAAUUUAUGUCCCAAAAUAAGCUUCCGUACGUCCAAGCCUAGCCUCGGGUAAGUCGCUGUUAGUAACAGCGACUUAAGGCAAAAAAAAAAAAAAAAUAAAAAGUUGAAAGUCGCUGUUACUAACAGUGACUUAUAGCUUUAUAUUUUUCCAGAAUCCUUCUUCUUCCUCACUUCAUUUCGCGAUUUACUUUUUCUCCCGCAAUUCUCUACUUUCUCCUUCUUCAUUCCAACCUUGUAAGGAUCUUCAUUCCUUCAACUAAGGUCAUCAAGUUUCAAGUUUGUACCAGUAAUUAGUGCUGUAGUCUUCUUAGAUCGAUCUAAGGUUGACAAGCUUCCAAUUACGUAAUUCUUCUUGAUCUACAGCUAAUUGAGGAGAGAUGGAUCCAGCAGCUCCAGGCCCUCUGGACCCUAGUGUCCUUACGAUGCAGGCGAGUCACAGGAGCAGUGUGCUAUGGGAUGUAUAAGUCAUUGAGCUUACCCCUUUUGAAAUUAUUACUUCAUAAUACUUUAAAUUGAAGCUAACGUAAUAUUUUGAUUUAGGUGUCCGAUACGGAAACCAUAUACACCAGGCAUCGCGUACGGGAGAGUCGAUCGGGCGCUACUCACGGCUUUAGUCGAGCGGUGGCGCCAGGAGACUCAUACCUUCCACCUACCUAUAGGUGAGGCUACCGUCACGUUACUUGACGUAGCUGUUCUUACACGGCUUCCCAUCGAGGGACAUGCCGUGUGCAUCGAUGCACGCCAGUUCGAAAGCUGGCAAGACAAAGUCCAAAGAGUAUUAGGAGUGCGACCUCCGGCUGAGGUAACCAAAGGGAGUAGCCUGCGUGUAACAUGGCUUGCACAAAACUUCUCGCAACUCCCUAAAGGUGCUGAUGACGCCACCAUUGAGAGAUACGCUAGUUUAUCUGAUUGGUGCUGUCUUGUUCUCCGACAAGACUGGCAACCGAGUACAACUAUUGUACUUGACGUUGCUUGAUGCGCCAUGGGAGGUCAUCUCCGGGUACAGCUGGGGUUCGGCAGCCCUAGCGUAUCUGUACAGGAGACUUUGUGAAGCUUCACAGAAGAACGUGAAGGAGAUCGCUGGUCCCCUGAUUAUUCUACAGCUUUGGGCAUGGGAGCAUGUUCUCAUUGGUCAACCGAUGAGGAGUGUGGGUCGUGGUGCAUUUGCGCCACCACUGCUUCCUCCCCCGCAUGUGCCAUAUGGAUCGCGGUGGUCCUUUGAAAGACGAUCAAGGACCCACACUGGAUCGGGCGUGGGGUUCUACCGCGAUCAGCUCGAUCUAUUACGUGCUGACCAGUUUCUAUGGGACCCUUAUCCCGCUGAGGCAUACGCUGCAUUACCUCAGCACUCGGGCAUAUUGUCAGGGGCGUGGAGAGCAUCUGUACCUCUGAUCUGCUUCGACAUGGUCGAAGUGCAUCUCCCUGAGCGCGUACUGCGCCAAUUUGGGAUGGUACAGGGCAUCCCGCCUCCAUGCGACACAGAAGCGGAGCUCCACCACUCUCGCAAGGGUCGGGAUCCCAAGAACUGGCUAGAGGUCAACUGGCGGCAUGUCGCUCGUUGGGAGCACAGGCUAGAUCUGCUUGCCCAAGGUGCGCCGAUCGAGGCUGCAGGCGCACCUACUACGGCGAAUUACAUGCCGUGGUUCCUCUCCAUUACUCGCCGAUGGAUGACACCACGAGGUAUCUUGGCGGCAUCCCAGUACAAUCCCGCAGCACCGACGAUGACACACUUUGCACAGGGCAUUACAUCAGUCAUCGGCUCCUCCCAAGAGGAGCCCGUACGGGAGAUUUCCCAAGGCAUACUCCAAGGCACGCAGUUUCAACACUUCAUUCCGGAAGUAACUGCGCCCCACACCACUACGUACGCGUACGAGUCAUCUGCUCAUCAACCCGACGUUCAUCUUGAGGAGGUUGACUUAACGUGUCCGGACUACGGUGUCGGGUCCUCACAGGGUGCCACAUCAUCAAACUAUCAAUCCCCUCCCCUACCCGAGCGUCAUGCGACUGCAUCUUACUAUCGUAGGAGGCGUCGUAAACCGUCACAAUUAGACAGGGUACAGGAGGAGGAUUAGCAUUGCAAUAGUUUUGUAAUUAUUGAACAUUUGUACAUACUCAUUUGUAACUGUUGGUCUUUUGUGUGUAAAUUGUAACAUAUAUGUACAUGUAUAUAUUUUUACUGUAGUAUCACUCGUUUAUUAUGAGUGAAUUGAUGUUAACUACUCAAACUUUUGGGCGAUGAAUCAUUCCGCGAACA